This is a messenger RNA of Frankliniella occidentalis (western flower thrips), 5087 nucleotides long. RefSeq names its product serine/threonine-protein kinase tousled-like 2. Gene Ontology annotation, cellular component: nucleus. The transcript has 16 exons. Gene Ontology annotation, biological process: chromosome segregation; intracellular signal transduction; peptidyl-serine phosphorylation. Lineage: Eukaryota; Metazoa; Arthropoda; Insecta; Thysanoptera; Thripidae. Bases 438 to 2915 code for a protein of 825 amino acids. Gene Ontology annotation, molecular function: protein serine/threonine kinase activity; ATP binding. The record is from RefSeq and is a predicted model, not a curated record.
UGCGCCGCCGCUGCCGCGAGCCGAGGAUUGCAAAUUGAGCCGACGGGUCUUUGUUUCGGCUACGCCCACUGUUAAAGUAUUUCGGCAAACAACGCGACGCAUUUAUCGCGUGGAUGUGUAUUUGAACCAGUGCCGAGUGACCACAACAAUGCAAAGUUGCAUACGUGUUUGAAGAUUGGCUACUAUGUGCAUUUACGGUGGGAGGUAGCAUGCAGUAUUAAUAUUUAAUCGGCGAAGUUGGCAGGCGUCCGCCAUGUUUUAAGGCUGUGAGUUGGGCCUAGGUUUAAUUUCGUCAAAGUGCUUAAUAUUUUGUGGCAAGCAGAAGUGAUAGUGUUGAGUUGACAUGAUACACUCGGAUGUAGUGCGGUGAUCGUCUUUUGGAUAAUCCCAACCUCAGCAUUUUGAAGGAGGUUGCCAAUGGGGUUCAAACUGACGGGAUGACCGAGACUUGCUGGAAUGCAGGAGGUGGCGCUGUCGUGAAAAUGGAGCAAUUCUCACCGGCGCUGGACCCCCGCAAGCAGGAACUCUUGGAGAUGCGUUUCACCGGGGCCAAGAUGUCAGCUGGUUCACAAAUUCAGAUGGCACCACAAUCCACUGUGAAUUCAGGCCAGUCUGUACAUAGUCAGGACUCAAACAUGAGUACAGGGUCAUCCCACAGUGAUAAAGAGACUGAUGGUAAUACUCCAGAGAAACAUCAGCAAGCUCGAACACCUUCUGACCGAAAAAGAAAGAGAAAAGCAGAUGACAUAGGGGGUCCGGGAUCAAUUGGUGGACCGGCUGGUGGUCCUGGAGGUACUGCUGUAUCAACGAAAGGAGGAAGCAGAACAGUUCCAGAAACUAAAAAGAUAAAUGACUAUUUUGUGAAGCACCCGAUGCACACACCCCAUCCUCCUGGAACAAGCCCUAUUCGACAUGGUGGGGCCAAGAGUCCUUCACCUCAACAAGGUUACUCCAUGUUUCCACCCUCCCCCCAGCAAACAGUACCACCUGUAGUGACAGGUGAUUACGCUAGUCUCAUGCACCCUCCCAGGCAGCACCCUAACCCUAAUAAUAUGAUCAGCAAACAAGUCCAGACUGAGCUGACUUGCCAAAGGAUACAAGAAUUCGAGACACAGGCUUCAACUGAUUUGGAAUUAAGAAACACCAAAAUAGAUGAAUUAACUAGAACGUCAGAUGAAUUAAGACAUACAAUCAGUGCACAACAAAAACAAAUGGACCAGCAUAAAGCUCAUGUUGCAAAAUGUAUCGAUGUAGUGACAAAGUUAUUAAAAGAAAAGUCAAAUAUAGAAAAGAAAGAAGCACGUCAGCGAUGCAUGCAAAAUCGGUUGCGGCUUGGCCAGUUUGUUACACAGAGAGUAGGUGCCACUUUCCAAGAGAACUGGACUGAUGGUUAUGCUUUUCAAGAAUUAGCAAGGCGGCAAGAAGAAAUUUCAUCGGAGAGAGAAGAAAUAGACAAACAAAAGAAAAUGUUGUUGAAGAAAAGGCCAACUAAUGAGACUGGAAGAGGCAAGAGAAAUAAUAAUACUAAUGCCCAGCAGACACAGCAGCAGACAACUGCAACUACUGUCACCACUGGCACUCCUUUACCAACACCCCCUGUUCAGGCUGGUGGAAGCAAUUCCAAUCCUGCAACCACCAACACUGGAACCACAACGCUUCACAAUGGCACUGAUACUGCUACUUUCCUGAAACCUGAGGCAUUACCUGGGUUCUCAAUGCAGGAGUACUAUGAAGCAGAUGAAAUUCUCAAACUACGGCAGUCUGCUCUGAAAAAGGAGGAUGCUGAUUUGCAGUUAGAGAUGGAAAAGUUAGAGAGGGAGCGAAAUCUGCACAUUCGUGAGUUAAAGCGAAUUCACAAUGAAGAUCAGAGCCGCUUCAACAAUCACCCUGUUCUCAACGAACGGUACCUCCUACUCAUGUUACUUGGUAAAGGAGGGUUUAGUGAAGUGCAUAAGGCAUUUGAUUUGAAAGAGCAGCGGUAUGUUGCAUGCAAAGUUCAUCAAUUGAAUAAAGACUGGAAAGAAGAUAAGAAAGCAAAUUACAUUAAGCAUGCACUUAGGGAAUACAACAUUCAUAAGCUGUUGGAUCAUCUACGGGUUGUGAAACUGUACGAUGUGUUUGAAAUAGAUGCUAACUCAUUUUGUACAGUACUUGAAUAUUGUGAUGGUCAUGAUCUAGACUUUUAUUUGAAACAGCACAAAACAAUAGCAGAGAGAGAGGCUAGAUCAAUAGUGAUGCAAGUUGUUUCAGCCCUAAAGUACCUUAAUGAGAUCAAACCACCUGUGAUCCAUUAUGAUCUCAAGCCAGGAAAUAUUCUGUUGACAGAGGGUAAUGUAUGUGGUGAAAUUAAAAUCACAGACUUUGGGUUAAGUAAAGUCAUGGAUGAGGAAAAUUACAAUCCUGACCAUGGAAUGGACUUAACCUCACAGGGUGCUGGCACUUAUUGGUAUUUACCUCCAGAAUGUUUUGUAGUAGGGAAAACUCCACCAAAAAUAUCUUCCAAAGUUGAUGUUUGGAGUGUUGGUGUUAUAUUUUAUCAAUGUUUAUAUGGCAAAAAGCCAUUUGGACAUAAUCAAUCACAAGCUACCAUUUUGGAAGAAAACACCAUUCUGAAGGCAACAGAAGUCCAGUUUGCCAACAAACCUACUGUGAGCACUGAGGCCAAGAGCUUCAUUCGUAGCUGUUUGGCCUAUCGGAAAGAGGACCGAAUUGACGUGUUUGCGCUGGCGCGGCACGAAUAUCUCCAGCCCCCAGUGCCCAAGAGUGGGCGCCAGACCAGCAGUCACCAGAUCCAGGCUGUGCAACAGCAGCAGCAGCAACAGCAGCAGCAGCAGCAGCAAAUUCAGCACAUCCAACCACAGCCUUCAUUCAGUUCUGGAAUGUUUACUGGAAUGAAUCAAUCAAGCUCAUCAUAGUGACUGCCUUGUGUUGUGCAGCAAGAAAGUGAAUCACAUUUUGUAACGCCAAAAAAACUAGUUAGACAAUAUGAGUAGGCUGCUCUCUGAAAUGCACUAGCCAGACUCUGUGCAUUUGUGUUCAGUUCUGUUCUGCGGGCAGCAGAGCUGGGAAAUACAACUGAGUGUCCUCAAAUAUCAGUAAAAAUUUUAAACUUUGCCUUUUUUUAAUUCAUUCAUUUUGUUUUUAAAUGAACUUGUCAGAAAAUGGUUUGUUAGUGAUCUUAAAGCAACAGUAUCAAAAGGUUUGUUGUAGUGAAGGGUUGUCUGAUUGGUUCCUCUGAUGUGUUCCACUUAAGUAAUCUGCAUAUAUUACUUUGCUAGAUACUUCAGCAAAUUACAGUUAAGGUGGACUGGCAUGUAAGUUAUUAAAACCUUACUAAAAGAAGGAAAAAAUCUUCAAUUUAUAUUUUGACGAAGUACUUUGUUUAGUGUGUAUAUACAAACGUGUACAGCAUUUUGUUAUUAAGUUUUUGCAAGUUUUUGGGACUAGCUGCCUAUAGCCACCUGGCAACCCUUAUUUUGCUAGGCAGGUAUCUCGACGUGGAGUGGCAACAAGAUCUGUCCAGGUGUAUUAGCAAUUCCAACUCUUUAACUACUUCAGACUUUUUGUACCAGCUAAAAUGUUGUCAAGGGAGGUUGGGCACCUUCCUAAUGUAUACAUAGAGUGUAUGUAAAUUUCCUUUUUUUACCAAUUUUUCCCUUUUGUAGUGUACAUGGUACGUGGAAAUGUGAUAACCGCUGACCUGUAGGAUGUACCAUUAGUGGGAGGAGUGCCGAAACCUAGGCAGAGCAAUUGUGGUUGCUACAUACGUGUUACUGUAUUUUCUGACGGUAUGUGGUGUAAGCUUGUUGCCGUUCUGAUUCGGGGGCCCCUGUUAUGAGCUGUGAAAUCGUUCCAGUUCUCCAAUUGUUAUCAUAUUGUUAGCCUUGCCUUUGACUUGGUUUGAAAAGGAAGCAUUUUUAAAUUGUUAUUUGAAACAGUUGGAAAUACUCUUCCUUCAAAUAUAUUCUACAUAUUAUACACAUCCGUGCGAGUGUGAAGGAGAUGGAUGGUGGCAGUCCUGUGAUAGCAGCGCCGACUGAGAUUGUUAUGUUUUCAAGACUUGCUCUCAUACCCAAUAAAACAUGCUAAGACCAAAAUGGGAAAAAAAAAUCUGCAUCAUAAACUUAGGAUACAUGAUUGUUGUUUGUUUCUGUUACUGUAAUAAUACAGUAUGUGUGAGGACUUGUUAUGUGCCGCAUCAUGUGAAGUACCUUUAUGGAGUCUUGAGUGUGUACUUGUGAGAGCAUGUGUGUCUGUGUGUGUGUGCGCCUGUGUGAUAUAGUGUGCGUGUUGUGUGAGUGUUGUGUGAAUGCGAAUGUAUGUGUGUAUCCUGUGCUGGACUGUAUGCUCCAGUGUGAUUUCUGGUACCCCUUCUUGCCCUUAACUGGUGCUCAUCAAUGUUUUCCUAUUUUAAAACGGUGUCCUUUUUUUUCCAUUUUCUGUUAUCCUAUUGUUUUUAUAAUGUGAACCUAGUAAUUAUGAGAAUCAAAAUCAUUUUCUCCACAGCUCAAAGCAAAAUAUUGCAUUUAUUUCUAUGAUUAGAAAGUGGUCAAUUCUUAUUUUUUUUAAAAUAGCGCAUUUGGCUUUAAUAUUCAAAAUUUUCAAUGAAUUUUAUGAAAACAGAUCUGGCUUUUUUGGAAUGUACCUUGUGGAUUAAAAUGAUAAUCAUUGUUAUACAUAAUGAGCAACUCCUACUUCUUGACCUUUUAAUUGAUUUUUUUAAGUACAAUGAAACCCUUCUUGUAUUUAUUCUUUAUUUUGUAAUUUUUAUUUAUGGACUUGCAACGGAGUGAGUAAUAUUUUAGUGGCCAACUUCCGUUAGCCAAGUUCUUGGUUCAAGGUUUUCUCCACAAUUGACAUGAACAUGCUGUAUCAGCAUUUGUAUUUCAUAGAACUUUUCCCAUUUUGCAUAGAAUAUGUGAAGACAUUGAACUGAAAAGCUCAGACCAGAUUAAACCACACUUGAUAUGAAUGGAUCUGAUUACGAUUCACUUGACUUCUUAAAUUAUUGCUAAUAAAUAAUAUUAUAAUUGCCUUGCAGAAUGUUUAUGUACAUAGCAAAGAGAGUAAAGCGUCUGAUCGUCACA